This is a messenger RNA of Vicia faba (fava bean), 576 nucleotides long. The record is from the annotation of a GenBank genome assembly. NCBI's taxonomy places the organism in Eukaryota, Viridiplantae, Streptophyta, Magnoliopsida, Fabales, Fabaceae.
AUGAGUAGCGAGGAGAUAUUGUUACAAGGAGGAGUAGUAGUUUGUGAAAACUAUUUUUCAGAUCAAGAAGAGUUGUUAAUGUUGCAGGAAAUUUCUAAUCAGAAACCGACAUUUGCGUUCAAAAAAAGAAAGCGUUUAACGAGGCAACAUUCUAUGUGUGGAACUCUGGGUGACAUGGCCUGGGAGAGAAGAAGGCGACAAACUCACCGGAGAAGGAAUAGUAUUCACGAUUGUAACGACGAAGAUUUACAUGAACUUAGAGGCUGCAUUGAAUUAGGGUUUGGAUUCAAUGAAGAAGAUGGACAGAAGCUUUGUAAUACGUUGCCGGCGCUUGAUCUGUAUUUUGCGGUUAACAGAAACUUGUCUCCGAGUCCGGUCUCCUCCCCUACACCUGCACCUACGCCUCGCCGCCUUUCCCACAGCCGCGCGUCUUCGGCUAUUGCGAGUCCUACCGAAAGUAUGAUUGAUUCUGAUUCUUGGAAAAUUUGUAACCCAGGGGAUGAUCCAGCUCUUAUUAAAACUAAAUUAAGGCACUGGGCUCAGGCUGUUGCUUGUUCAGUAAUGCAAUCUCAUUGA